UAUGAUAUGGCACAUUAUAUCAUAUGGUCAAUUUGAUGAAUCAUGAUAAUAAAUAUUUAAUGAUAAUUACAUGAAGGCACAUUUAAUCAAAUUUGCUUGUGAGGAUGAUUACAUGAUACUUAUUUAAUCAAUAUACUUGUUCUUGAUGAUGAUUACAUAACACCUAUGUAAUCGAUGUACUUGAUGCAUGAUUCUAAGACGCAAGGACGAGCCUUGAACUAUGAGAUUCGCCCAUUUGGUACGACGAACUCACGCAGAAAUAGGGGUGGUACUUAAGUACCAUGUACGUACACUAAGCCCGGUCCGUGAUGUCGGACUGCUAAGUCCCGCACAAUCACAACUAUAAGAGACGCAAUUAUGCAUGAUCUCUUACACAUGCACAUGAUGUGAUAUGCUUCAAUAUAAAUGAUGAAAUGAAUGACAUGAUGUGAAUAAUUUGCAAACAAUAUGAAUAUAUAAUCAUGCAUUAGUUUAAUUUAUUUGGAUGAAACAUGAUUAAAAUAUCAUUUAAAUAAGUAACGGGGCUCGGAACGGUCGACCGUGUGACGCGGCGGUCAACCUUGAUCUUCAUCUCGUCGGGCUGGCGGAACACCGUGACGGUCGACUGUGGUUGACCGGCGGUCGACCGUUGUUGACUUCCUAGGAACGGCGGUCCACAGUUGGAUGGGCGGCGGUCGGCCGUCAACCACCGGCGGUCGACCGUUUGGCUGACAGUCGUGGUUCGUUUCGAUGUUUAAUACGACGGUCGACCGUUUGCGUUGACUGUUUGGGUCUGCGAAUGUUUCUCUUGAUAUUUUGAGUGUCCAAAAAUACUUCUUUAAGUCUUUUAAACACCUUUGAUUAAUAUAUACAUAUUUUUGGGUUGAUUUCAAAUGUUUAUAUAUGCUCAUGUAUUUAUAUAAUAACUUUAUGGAUUUGGUGUAUUAUGGUCUUAACACAAAGAUGACUUAUAUAUGCACCACAUAUAUAUUUUGGAAUGAUUUCAACAAAUGGAUUAACAUAUAUGUUCAUGUACGCAUGUGAUGAAUGAUUCGACAAGUCUAACGCAAAGGUACAGACCUGGAAAUCAUUGGCCAAAACCUUACGGAUGAGAGGGAGUGGAAACAACAUUGAAAUUUGCCAAUUUUGUCAUUUCCGUCACAACUGGACAGCCUGCGGUAAUUUGGGCAUAUCUCCAUCGUUUCUUCACGGAAUUGUAAACCGUUUGAUUCUGUGGAUUCCUAAGAUGUAAGGCUACAUUUUUCGUAUAGAAAGUAUUUCGUUUUAACAGAUGUAAGAUAGCGUAAAUCGGACCUGAAGUCAAUGGAAAGUUGCUGUCCAGAAUUUCGGCUAUGUCGAUGAACACGAUUCCGACGAUUAACUCACUAAUUUCAACAUUCCAACGCCGAACCCUCUCUACGAUACCUUCUGGAUGUUCCUAAUAAUUUUUAGAGAGUUUAUGUUUCAGAGUCUAUAUAUAUCAAAUUGGGCAAGAGUGUCUCACAUUCUCACAUUAUGGAAGGAACUUCUCAAGCUCUUCCUAAUACCAUAAGAUUCGUUGGUCUACUUGGUAGUCAUGCUCUUGGUAGCAAUCCAAGGUUCAUGGCUACAGCGGUUGAUCUAGGACGGGAGUUGGUAAGGCGAAAAAUCAGGCUUACCUACGGAGGAGGCAACGUUGGCCUUCAAGGAGCUGUAGCUUCAACAGUCUAUAAUAAUGGUGGUAGAGCCAGAGGUUUCAUACCAGGGUAUAUAGCAACACGAGGGGUCUAUGGACCAACAUAUGGUGCAGAGUACACUGUCUCCAGUAAUUACUACAAGUAUUUCGAGAUGAAUCAUAUUGUGGAAGCCUUCAUUGUACUUCGUGGAGGAAUUGACACUAUGGAAGAUUUAUUCACUUUGAUCUCAUGGGCAUCCGAAGGGUUACACAGUAAACCCAUUGGUCUUUUGAACAUUGACGGUUAUUUCAAUAACCUAAUCAAGUUUCUAGAUGAUGCGGUGAGGCAGAACUUCAUGGCUUUGAAUCAGAGGAAACUGUUCAUUUCUUCUUUCUUUGUUGAUGAGCUUUUGGACAAGCUAGAGUUUGCUAAUGCUUUCCCAUGUCCUGGUGCUAGUUAUGAUGAGUUUGCAAAUCCUGGAAGGAUGAUUACAUGAUACUUAUGUAAUCAAUAUACUUGUUCUUGAUGAUGAUUACAUAACACCUAUGUAAUCGAUGUACUUGAUGCAUGAUUCUAAGACGCAAGGACGAGCCUUGAACUAUGAGAUUCGCCCAUUUGAUAUGACGAACUUACGCAAAAUAGGGGUGGUAAUUAAGUACCAUGUACGUACACUAAGCUCGGUCCGUGAUGUCGGACUGCUAAGUCCCGCACAAUCACAACUAUAAGAGACGCAAUUACGCAUGAUCUCUUACGCAUGCACAUGAUGUGAUAUGCUUCAAUAUAAAUGAUGAAAUGAAUGACAUGAUGUGAAUAAUGAUUAAAAUAUGAAAUAUAUUCAUGCAUUAGUUUAUUUGGAUGAAACAUGAUUAAAAUAUCAUUUAAAUAAGUUACGGGGCUCGGAACGGUCGACCGUGUGAUGCGGCGGUCGACCUUGAUCUUCAUCUCGUCGGGCUGGCGGAACACCGUGACGGUCGACUGUGGUUGACCGGCGGUCGACCGUUGUUGACUUCCUAGGAACGGCGGUCCACAGUUGGACGGGCGGCGGUCGACCGUUAGCCACCGGCGGUCGACCGUUUGGCUGACAGUCGUGGUUCGUUUCGAUGUUUAAUACGACGGUCGACCGUUUGCGUCGACCGUUUGGGUCUGCGAAUGUUUCUCUUGAUAUUUUGAGUGUCCAAAAAUACUUCUUUAAGUCUUUUAAACACAUUUGAUUAAUACAUACAUAUUUUUGGGUUGAUUUCAAAUGUUUAUAUAUACUCAUGUAUUUAUAUAAUAACUUUAUGGAUUUGGUGUAUUAUGGUCUUAACACAAAGAUGACUUAUAUAUGCACCACAUAUAUAUUUUGGAAUGAUUUCAACAAAUAGAUUAACAUAUAUGUUCAUGUACGCAUGUGAUGAAUGAUUCGACAAGUCUAACGCAAAGGUACAGACUUGGAAAUCAUUGGCCGAAACCUUACGGAUGAGAGGGAGUGGAAACAACAUUGAAAUUUGCCAAUUUUGUCAUUUCCGUCACAAUUGGACAGCCUGCGGUAAUUUGGGCAUAUCUCCAUCGUUUCUUCACGGAAUUGUAAACCGUUUGAAUCUGUGGAUUCCUAAGAUGUAAGGCUACAUUUUUUGUAUCGAAAGUAUUUCGUUUUAACAGAUGUAAGAUAGCGUAAAUCGGACCUGAAGUCAAUGGAAAGUUGCUGUCUAGAAUUUCGGCUAUGUGGAUGAACACGAUUCCGACGAUUAACUCACUAAUUUCAACAUUCCAACGCCGAACCCUCUCUACGAUACCUUCUGGAUGUUCCUAAUAAUUGUUAGAGAGUUUAUGGUAGGUAUUUGGAAUGAAAUAAUAUGAAUUUGGUGAAGAAAAUGGUCCAACCCGAGGAGCUCGCCACCACUGGCGCAGUCCCGGUAUUUUGGCCAUAUCUUCUUCGUUACUUAGCGAAAUCGCAAGCCGUUUGUUGGCCUGGAUUCGUAUCGUUCGGGGCUACAACUUUGGUUUAAGAAGUAUUUCGAGAUAAUGGAUGGAAAAUUUCAGUUUUUACCUAGAAGUGGGCUGCUGUGUUUGAACUCAGGAUUUUAGAACUUUGGAUGGUUUUCUUGCUUCUUCUUCUUCCUUGAACCAACUAUGGAGAUGAACUUUCUUUUCUUUUCCUUUGGUUUGGCCGACAGAGAGAGAGUGGAUAGGGGAG
Cuscuta campestris is the source of this 3810-nucleotide messenger RNA. The record is from the annotation of a GenBank genome assembly. Lineage: Eukaryota; Viridiplantae; Streptophyta; Magnoliopsida; Solanales; Convolvulaceae.